AUGUUAGAAAGCCUAGAUUGCCUCCACUGGACAUGGGGUUGUUGUCCAAAUGCUCAUAAAGGUCAAUACACCCAAGGCAAUCAUGGUUAUCCAACCGUUAUACUUAAAGCGUUGGUGUCAUACGAAAUGUGGAUAUGGCAUGCAUUCUUUGGCUCAGCUAGCUCCCUUAAUGACAUCAAUGAUCUUAACAUUUCUCCGUUGCUUGACGACAUGUACAACGGGACUGCACCAGACUCCUCUUUUCAAGUAGCUGGAACAUUGUAUAGGAACGGGUAUUAUCUGGUGGAUGGGAUGUAUCUGGAGUGUGCUUGUUUUGUUAAGUCAUUGUCUUUUCCAAAUGAUCGGAAUAGGUUGAAGUUUAAGAGAGCACAAGAACGUGCGAGAAAUGAUGUUGAAUGA
Lactuca sativa (garden lettuce) is the source of this 399-nucleotide messenger RNA. NCBI's taxonomy places the organism in Eukaryota, Viridiplantae, Streptophyta, Magnoliopsida, Asterales, Asteraceae. The record is from RefSeq and is a predicted model, not a curated record.